CUCUCAAGGCUCAACAUAGAUCCGAGUCCUAUGGCCGUAUCAACGACCAACAUAUAUACUAUGGUAAAUACCUUAUAACAUCUCAAGGCUGUGGCCAUCAUACACACACUCUCGGCAAGAGUCGAAGCUUAAUUCUUUCAACAUCAUAGAUUUCUGGGACCAACCUCUGAUACAGAAUCAUGUCUUCGAAAUUGACAGUCCUCAUUAUCGGUUGCGGGAUUGCUGGUCCUGUGCUUGCCAACUUCUUGCAGCGCAAAGGCUACAACCCUAUCGUCUUUGAGAAAGUGCCUCAAUUGGGAGAUGCGGGAGCGUCCCUGCUUCUGAUGCCAAACGGCAUCAAAGUGCUCAGCUUGGUCGGGGUGACUUCUGAAUUAGAAAAAGACUCGAUUGAUCUAUCUGGGUUUCUAGAGCUCUCGUCAGACGGAGAGCAACUUGGUUUUUCUACCCUUCCGACCACUUUCAGAGAAAAGUACGGCGAGGCAUCACUCGGUGUGAAGCGAACCGACAUUAAUUUGAAGCUUAAGGACAUGAUCAUUAAGCAAGGCAUCGACAUCCGGGAAGGAUGGGAGUUGGAAGAUAUUCAAGAGAACGAGAGCUCGGUUACAGCUUUCUUCAAGGACAAAGGGCCUGUUACAGGCUCCUUCCUAAUUGGCUGUGAUGGUAUCAAAGCCGCAUCGAGGCGACUCCUCCUCGCGCAGAAAGGCCUGACGGAAGGUCUUCCAGACUUCAUGGGCAUGACACAGACUGCCGGACUUUCAUCAACCCCUGAGGCAUUGAAAAAGAUUCCUGCAAAGACAAAUUGGUAUGGAGAAGGUGUUCACGUUAUCUCCUACCCUGUUUCCGCCGAUGUCACUUCCUUUGCAGUGACACUACCAGAAGCAUCAGGUCAAGAGGCGGAUUGGGGUUUGGUCAGUGAGCAGGAGAUGAGUCAGAGGAAAGAGAAACUCUUGUCUCAAUUGUCUCUGUGGAAGGAUCAAACUCCCCGCCAGCUGGUUGAAGGUGCUUUUAGGAUGAUCAAAUUUGGACUGUUCGACCGUCAAGAUCUGGGAGCAGAGCACUGGUAUUCUCGACGUUGUGUCUUGGUGGGCGACGCUGCACACCCCACAAGUCCCCACCUUGGGCAAGGUGCUAAUCAAGCUCUGGAAGAUUGUUUCCAUCUCAGCCACGCUCUGCCAUACCUCGACUCACAGAGUGACAGCUACCAAAGCGACGUCCAGAAGCUGGAGAGCUCCCUCGUGGACAUUUUCAGGGCGUAUGCAGAAAAGAGACAGCCGCGGACUUCGGUAUUGGUCAAAGGAGCGAGAGCACAAGGGAAGCAGCGUGUAAUCACAACCGGUCCAGAAGACUGCAAGCGGAGGAACCAACAAUUAGCUAAGGCUUGCAGUGAUGAGGCUGCUCUCGCGGCCACAUAUGACGCACUUUUGCGGGAACCCUUUCAAGGCUCUCCAGUGUAGCUAGGAUACUGAUCCCAGAAGUUGAUAUGUAACGUUUAGCGAAUAGACUUUCAAAG
This is a messenger RNA of Exophiala mesophila, 1510 nucleotides long. RefSeq lists its product as uncharacterized. Bases 180 to 1454 code for a protein of 424 amino acids. NCBI's taxonomy places the organism in Eukaryota, Fungi, Ascomycota, Eurotiomycetes, Chaetothyriales, Herpotrichiellaceae. The record is from RefSeq and is a predicted model, not a curated record. Gene Ontology annotation, molecular function: FAD binding; monooxygenase activity. The transcript is spliced from 2 exons.